AUGCCUCAGAUAGAAGAAGCCGACAAAGAGAAUCGCGCACCGAUCAGAAAGGCUGCCACGAGCUCGAGGCUUUCGCCGACGAGUACUUCUACGACUCCAGGACCUUCGACAAAGACAUCGCUGGGUACUGCUUCGCGUGCCUUUCCAUCCGACGAUCCGGACGAAGAGCGCGAUGGACUUGCCACCGAUGGCAAGGUUCUGCGCUCAAAGCGAUCAGCUCUGUUUUACCCUUCUGCCAGCCUCAGAGCCCAAUCGAAUCAGAAGCCUUUUUCUCGCAGCGCCGCGAGGAAAAACUCCAUCAUGGCUCUAGGAAGCAUAGGCUACCUUCAGCAUCUUUACACCAAGCAAGGCAUCGCCAGCCGGAAGCGACCGCUCGCCAAAGGCGCAAUGACCUUAGCGAUUGGCCAUGCUGGCGAGGUACUGAUGUCCUCCAGCGCUGGUACGUCCGACGAGACAAGAUCAGAAGCCUCCUCCCGCGAUCAGUCCCUCUCCUCUCGAUUCACUGAGGACCCCGAGGAGGACGACCAUUUGAGCUUGCCUCCUAGCCCGGAGGCGGGUAGCUACACCUUGCCCAAAUACCUUGACCUAGCAAAACCGUUGCAGGCAGAUGCGGAUGCUCUUCGCAAACUGCUAGUCGCCGACCUUGCUCGUUUGAUGGACAUCUGGGGUCUCGAGUCCUGGCUGGCACAGGACGCAGCGGUGACUACUCUGAAACGAAUGCUCUCUAGCGGCUUCAAGACAAAUGCCUUCGAAGAAAUACCUGUAUCCACCUCGAUCGACCUUCUCGCUUUGAUCGAUGUCACGACAAAGGCGAUUCGGUCAGUGCGUAGCUACAUUCUCGCUCUACCGCAGCGGUCGCGAGUGCCAACAUCAUCGCCUAUCGAGCCGAGCGGGCGCGAUCUAUUCCGCCGACAGACCAGCUUCAGUGGCGUUUCUCGCGCAGGUCAAGUCGGUGCACCUGUUCCGACAAGAACGAGCGAGAUCCUCCACCAUGGUUCGCCCCAACAGAGCUCGAACACGCCCGUGCAGCCCUUACCGAAGCGUACAUCGAGCCAAUCAGGUGAGCUAGACACCGACCACCUGGGCACCAUUCGCAAAGCAGCGCUCGAGGUACUCUCGGGGCUCAAAGAGAUGGAGAUCAGAUAUCGAACGGAGAGCAUCAGCGGCAAUGAAGGUGAAUGCGAGGCUUUACACACAGCAGCGGAUCCAGACGGCUCAGAAGCAGCCCCGAACGCCGAUCCCGAUGCGUCGAGUGUCACAAUGCUUGUCAAAACCAUACCAGCAACCGGAUACUUGUAUCGCUCCGACUUGCAGCUGUCAGACUUGGCGGCUGAGCGAACGACUCUGCAAGAUUAUUUGGUCACUGUCAAUUCGGUCUUGUCGACGUUGACGAUUUCUGCUCAGGAACAGCGCCGGCUGCCCAGCACUGCAAAUGGAAGCACGCAGGACGAGAUGACUUCGACAGAGAUGUCGAGGCCGCAGAUCUCUAUCAACCCAAGUGACACGCUGGGUUCGUCUCCAUCAGCUUACGGCUGGACUGCGUUACCGACCGGAUCAGCCGAGCGCUUGUCCAGCUUUCUCAUCGACCACUGCGAAGGUUGUGGCUUGGAACCUCUGCAGCGACUGGAACGUUUCCGUGAUGCUGCAGGCGAUCCAGAGAAGCUUCUUGCCUUACUCUCCGACGGCUACGUGCUAUGUCGGGUCUUCAACGAAGAAGUUCGCCGGUCCGACAAGCCAUGGGGCUACAUCUCAGCCCGCGAGAUGCACGACUUGGAGGCAGAGGAAACUGCUUUGCUCGAAAAGGAGACUCUUCGGGCAAAAGAAGCCCAAGAGGCCGAAGCGACCAAGUUCCAGACACGAGCUAGCCGCAACAGCCCGAGUGAGGGUGCUUCAAUUUCAAAGGGGGGCACUCCCCAGACAGGUGCAGAGGAAGGGGAGCACCGUGCCAGUCGACCGGGAUGGACGUUCCGCAAGACCGAGAAUCUACGCGUGUGGGCAGCCGCCCUGAAGCUACGCUACGCCAUCCAGACAACCGCCACCCGUGCCGCGGUCAGACCUGUCGCAGCCGCCCCCACCUACGGCAACCUCGGCCUGGGAAAGCUCAACCUCCACGGCCGGAGAGUCGCCUCGGAAUCCCACAUUUCAUCCGACAUCUCAAAGUCCAGCUCUCGAACGAUCGACUUUGACCCAGUCAGAGUAGCACGCCACGACGCCGGCUGGCAGGAGAUGCUCACCAAGCUGAUCCACGCAUGGAUCGACGCUGUCGCUGCCGAACAGUCACCCAUGUAA
Molecule: messenger RNA, 2289 nt
Organism: Kalmanozyma brasiliensis GHG001
Lineage: Eukaryota; Fungi; Basidiomycota; Ustilaginomycetes; Ustilaginales
Exons: 1
Coding region: 1-2289 (762 amino acids)
Source: RefSeq, a predicted model, not a curated record